Molecule: messenger RNA, 489 nt
Organism: Drosophila yakuba
Lineage: Eukaryota; Metazoa; Arthropoda; Insecta; Diptera; Drosophilidae
Exons: 2
Coding region: 100-330 (76 amino acids)
Source: RefSeq, a predicted model, not a curated record
UGCCCCAAAUUUCAAAGCACGACGAUAUGCCUGAGACAUUAUUGUCAACCCUUUGAGACAAAAAAAAAAAGGAAACCAAAAUCAAAAUCUCAGCGCAGAAUGGUGGACGAUCAGGAGAGCGCGGAAACGGUGCUGCCAGGAGAAGAUGCAGCCACAGGUGAAUGGGAUUCAAACGAUUUUCAGAGGAGCCGCAUGGAAAUGGCCAGGAAAAAGCCGCGCGGAAAAGGGCGACUGUGCAUGAUCUUUCGGCUGGGAGAGCAGCCGCAUUGCGAGUUCGUCAACGGAUUUCCCCCCAAGGAUGCGUUGAUAACCGACAAACGAGCAAAGUGACAAGAAAUUUGUGUAAUGCCAAAAAUAUUUUCAUCAAAUGAAAAGGCUGAAGCGGAUAUGCUACAUCUGUAAAUAGUAGAUUGGCCAAUAAGCAGCAUUGAAUUAUUUGAAUACCAUGUACAUAUGAUCAAAUGGCUUACAUUAAUAGUUAAAUUGCAA